UAUUUUUUCGUUCUUUUGAUGGGUAGAUUGGAAAAUAAAAGAGGUAAGAAUUCAAAAUAUCAGUGAUUUCCCCUUAAGUGACCAAAUACUGGGCACUCUACCCUACACUCAAUUUUAGAGUUUCAAAAGUCAAACUCAAAGACCCUUUGCCUUUGUAAAGCCACACAGCAAAAGUGUUUCAUGUUUUUUCCUAGAAAGUAGAAACCUAUGAUUCUACUGCAUGCAUGAUGGAUGAGCAUACUCAGCUUGCUAUGGCCUUGUCCAUAUCAAUGAUAGGGGAUAAGGAGCAAGGUAGCACAGCCAUUGAAGUACCCAUCAAGGAUCCAGCAGUGAAACCAAAGAAGAAGAGAGGCAGGAAAAAGAAGAAAACAGAUGAGGACCCUGAUGAGCAAACCCGGAUUGCCAUGGCGAUAUCGGCAUCCCUGGCUGAUGAGACGAAGCAGAAGAAUAAAGAUCUUGGGAAGAAUGAAGAGAGACCAGGAAAGAAGACCAGGGCUAAGGCUAAAAAAAAGCUCAAGAAGAUUCAUGCUGAAUUUCCAGUUCUGUUAACAAGGCUAGAUGAUGAACGACAGAAAAUUUUGGAAGGACGCAUCAGUGCUCUUCUGGAACCUAAACACUCUGAGGACAUUAUUUUCUCUGACCAUGUGUUUCAACGGAGUAACAUCAGGACAAAAUAUUCAGACCCUGACAGUCGGCCUCUCACAGAGACCUACCCUGGGAAUAUCAGAAUAAAGUCUGGUCUUCAGCUAUGGAAUGCCACAGGAGCAGACCUAUCGUGGAAGCAGACUGGUAGGUCACCCUUUUAUGUAGAGCAGCUGCAGCCAACGAUUGUACCCUUGACUCCAAAAAGCCAUACCAGUCCCAUCUCACAUCAAGUUUUCAGCAAGACUCCUACUAAGACUCCUAUCAAGCAGUCUCCAAAGGAUCACAACAGAUAA
This is a messenger RNA of Strongylocentrotus purpuratus (purple sea urchin), 938 nucleotides long. RefSeq lists its product as uncharacterized. The record is from RefSeq and is a predicted model, not a curated record. The transcript is spliced from 6 exons. Lineage: Eukaryota; Metazoa; Echinodermata; Echinoidea; Camarodonta; Strongylocentrotidae. Bases 225 to 938 code for a protein of 237 amino acids. Gene Ontology annotation, biological process: meiotic DNA double-strand break processing; interstrand cross-link repair; resolution of meiotic recombination intermediates. Gene Ontology annotation, molecular function: enzyme binding. Gene Ontology annotation, cellular component: Slx1-Slx4 complex.